AUGCCACGGCUGCAUCCUGCUGAUUCUGUAGAAUAUGCACACAACGGAAGUGCACCCGGUGAGGAGACGAGUAAUCAGUGCAGUAGCUCAGAUGAAAUGCCAACAAAUUCGAAUGGAGUUCAGGGAACUGACUCAUCACCACAACGUCCUCUUCGCAUCGACGGAGAUGUGAUGGAGUGGGAGUCAAAUCAGCUCAUAUUGUUUCUGAGAGCAACGUUUCCCGAUUUAAGUGAUGUGACAGGCGUGCUUGAGAAAGAGCACAUUGAUGGAGCCCACUUGCUCCUGAUGACGCAGCAGGAUUGCAUAGAUUCUUUGGGUUUGAAUUUGGGUCCUGCGCUACGAUUAUAUGAAGUGAUACAGGCACGUUUCCACGCUUAG
Strongylus vulgaris is the source of this 378-nucleotide messenger RNA. NCBI's taxonomy places the organism in Eukaryota, Metazoa, Nematoda, Chromadorea, Rhabditida, Strongylidae. The record is from the annotation of a GenBank genome assembly.